AUGCGCGAAAGGAACAAAGACACCUCGAGCUCGCGGGAAAAAGCUGAGACGAAGAAACGAAGUACACAGACGAGGAGGAGUAAGGGCUCGACUACCCGAUUCUUAACCACCCUCAACCACCCUCGUACUCCUCCACCAAGCCCGAAACUAACGGCCAGCUAGGGAUCAGUUCAUACGAGUUCGGACGUCUCAGUUCGUCCCGAGAUCCGCUCGAGUGCCUAUCGCAUUUUGGACUUGCGUCGAUUACUCGUUACAGCAUAAAUCGUGCAGUAACGUCGGAGAAUGGCGGAGGACAAACCGAACUAUAAGCUCAUCUACUUUAAUGCUCGCGGUCGAGCCGAGCACAUUCGUUACAUAUUCGCUCACGCCGGUAUAGAUUACGUCGACGAGAGAAUUCCGAAAGAGCGUUGGCCCGAGCUCAAAAAAACGAUGCCUUAUGGCAUGUUACCCGUGCUGGAAAUUGAUGGAAAACCGAUCGCCCAAAGCAACGCAAUCGCCAGAUAUUUGGCCCGGAAACACGGUCUCGCGGGCGAAAACGAAUGGGAGUCCAUGCUCUGUGAUGCUCUCGUCGACACUGUCGGCGAUCUCAAAUUAGUUCUAUUCCAAUUCAGAACGGAGGAGGAUCUGUUCAAAAAGGAAGAACGCAAAGUGAAACUCCUCAGGGAAACAAUACCGUUUUAUCUGAACAAGUUCGAACAGACCAUCAAGGAGAACGAUGGAUUUGCUGUCGGUUCCAAUACGACGUGGGCGGAUUUCGUCUUUGCGGUUGCUCUCGAAAAUUUCGAGCAAAUAUUCGGUACAGCACCGCUCGAGAGUUAUCCAGCAUUGCGUGGGCUGAAGCAGCGAGUUCAUGAGAUCCCAGCUAUCGUCGAGUGGCUUGCAAAACGGCCACAGACCGAAUUCUAGAGCGGGAGGCAGGGGACGGGGGAGCGCAGAUCGAAAAUGGGAAAAAUUGCGUUCGACAUCGCUGAAGAUUUUCGCAGGAGUCGAAUUCGCAAGGGAUUCGAAUUUAUUGGCAAUUUUAUUUGAACAGAUUCGGUGAACCGAUUGAUCGUUAGAAAAAAAAACAUUAUAAACUUCGAAUAUCUGAAGAAAAAGGCUUGAAAUUUGAACGACAAAAGAACAAGCAAUUGAGCCAGUGGCUUUGAAGAUAUUCAGCCAAAGAAAAAAUUCGUUCAUUCAACGCAGAUCGAAGAUAUCGAGAUCGUACGAACGCAAUGAAAUCAGUGCAUAUCUACGCGUACCUAAAAACAUUCAAUCGUUUUUUGCCAGGAACCUAAGAAAACUCUGAAAAUUUGCACUCGAAAAUUCAUGAAAACGACGAAACAAUUCAUUCGCGUAAACCAUUUAUCUAGAAGGCUUAAAAAAACAAUUAUAGAAAAAGCUGAUAUUCGUGUGGCUCGACGUCGUUUGGAACGCGACUAAGCGCGACAUUUAUGGAUUUAUGUUACAAGAGAAGAAGCGAAACCAUUGAAAAAAGCCAAGUUAAAAGUGGCUUCGAUCAUUCUCGUAAUCAAGAGCUUCAUUGCCGAAUGGUAAAACUCAAUAUAACAUUACACCAUGAAGAAUGUUAAUUCUCCAUAGAAAAUAAUAAUUAAAAAAAAAACAAAACAAAACAAAAAAAAAUUAUAUUUCUGAUAAAAAAAAAAGAAUUUUGUCAACUGCUCUCGAUCUCGAUGAUUUAUGGGUCUCUAUUCAUUUCACAUUUUCGCUGAUUGUAACGAACGUUUUUCCCACUGUACUUCAUCGAUAGAUUGCAAUAUACUUCGAGUCGAAAAUUCUUCAGCGAUUUGAACAGAGCGACGAAAACGGUGUUUUCCCGAGUAAAAAGAAAGGUGUCGAUCGAUACUUAUUAGGUUAAUUGGAGAAAACGUUCCAUUUUGGCAACGUAUUGAUUCGCAUUUCAUAGAAAAUUGUUUUGAAAUAUUUGACGGUCAUUCGGUACAGUAGUUUCGAAAUAUUACCACCAAAAAUCUAAAGAUUCGUAAAAAAAGAUUGAUCUUCGAGAGACUUUCUCAUUUUGGAGAAUAUAAUCAGCGUUAAAUUUUCGCGAUAAUUUAUCCGUUAAAAAAGCAUCGAAGAGAGCGAUGACAAAACGAUUUUUUAACCGAGCUUUCCGAGGCUUUCGAGAAACGUUGAUGAAGUCAAUUUCAGUAGUAAUUUUACGUUUUUCUGACACUGACAUAUUCCGGCAAAGAUGCCAUUCGGUUAUUGACGCAGAAAAUACUGCUGAGGUCAUGUAGAGACGAGAAAAAAGGUAUACGAUUACUGUUUAGGUGUUAUCGGUGUUAAUGCAUUUAAAUGUAAAAAUUGGAAAAAUAAAAUGAGCGAUCUCCCGGUUCGAUUCGAUCGGUAUAUGAGUAGAGACAAAAAUUAGAGGAGAACUCCAAUGAAGGGAGAUAUUCGGAUGAUCAAUAUGCAUUUGUGAUCAGUGAAAUUAUAGACCCGACGCGAACGACGACGAAAACGUUCUAUACAAAUAUAUAUAUAUAUAUAUAAUUGUUAUGACGCGUUGCAAGACUGGAGUUACGAUUAAACACGAUGCGUAUAUCAAAUAUUUAUAUGCGUGUUCACAGUUCGUUAUGUUUUAUCGGUAGAAGUAGCCGCCGGAUAUCGAGCCUCGUAAAUCAAUGUAAAUUGUAACUGAAUUGUGUUAUGACGGACUAAAGUAAAAGUUGCGAAUAAUUGGAAGGUGAAUUAUUGAAAGAAAAUAUAUAUCUAUAUAUUCAUAUGUAUGAAUAUAAAAUCAUUCACGAGAA
Molecule: messenger RNA, 2759 nt
Organism: Venturia canescens
Lineage: Eukaryota; Metazoa; Arthropoda; Insecta; Hymenoptera; Ichneumonidae
Product: glutathione S-transferase-like
Exons: 5
Coding region: 283-906 (207 amino acids)
Biological process (GO): glutathione metabolic process
Molecular function (GO): glutathione transferase activity
Source: RefSeq, a predicted model, not a curated record